AUGCGUUCGCCUGUUCGUUCGAGCCGCUACGAAGAGCCGCGCUCUCGAGUAAACAGCCCCCCGCGCCGAUACUCACCUGCCCGAGACACUCGCGACACACGCGACUACCGACGCCGCUCACCCUCUCCAAGACGCGAACGCCCCGACCCUUACACUGCGGAUACCUGGAGAAGUCGUAGGUCUCCUUCGCCCGCGCGACCGACAUACGCUUCAAACGAUGCAUCGGGUAGGGAUUCUGCAGCAACGUCGCGCCGCUCUUCCCCACCACCGAUCCAUCCUAGUCGGGCUGCACUUGUAGAGGAACGACCAGUCCGAGAGCCCGCCUCGGCGCCACGAUCGCCAUUCCGUGAGCGCCUCCCUGAUAGAGGACGGGACUACAGCCGUGAGGGAGAGCGGGAGCGGGAGCGGGAGCGGUCACCUCCACGUCGUAGGGAAAGCCCUCCAACAGGACCGCGCGGAGAUAGAGACUUUGCGCCUCCUACUGGACCAUCUUCGUCUUCAUACCGCAAUGGUGACAGUAACUUUGCUAGAGCUCCACCAACAGGGCCUUCCAGCCGGAGCUAUCCCUCCCCUGCGAUAUCGCCUCCCGCUGGCCCGUCAAACCUGGCACCACAACCCCCCGCGUUUCCCCGGGGCAAUAAUCCUGUUCUGGCAGCACCAACACGACCGCGUGGUAGUGGCCGUGGUGGGUUCGGAGGAUAUGAAGGACGAGGCGACUUCUCUGGCCCAUCCUCAAGACGAGGAUCUUGGGGUGCAGGACCGCGAGGAGGAGGCUAUUAUGGCGGUGCGCCAUCUGGCCCACGUGGUUCCAGCAGCGGCCCUGGUGGUGCAGCACCCUUUGCGCCCUCGUUCCGAGGAUCUAACAACUCCACCGCUACAACCUACCCCCGUACGAUGCGGUUCCGAGAUCAUCUCUCCGACCUCCCCAAGGAAAUACCUGGUGGCCAGAGAGCUCCGGAACUGUACGACAAGAGUAAGAUCUUGAAGCUUGAGGCAGAGGCGCAGAAGUUGAGGGAAAUGAUUGACAAGAAAGAGGAUGCAAAGAGGCAGAAACUCAGGGAGUGGGACAGUCUUGAACGCGAGGCUGAGACGGCUCAGCUCAGAGUCGACCUUGCAGAGGGUUCAUUGCGAAGCAUAAAUGGAGAAGCCGACGUCAGUGAUGCCUUCUAG
Molecule: messenger RNA, 1170 nt
Organism: Alternaria atra
Lineage: Eukaryota; Fungi; Ascomycota; Dothideomycetes; Pleosporales; Pleosporaceae
Exons: 2
Coding region: 1-1170 (389 amino acids)
Source: RefSeq, a predicted model, not a curated record